Messenger RNA from Pseudophryne corroboree (corroboree frog), 1014 nucleotides. RefSeq names its product olfactory receptor 6N1-like. NCBI's taxonomy places the organism in Eukaryota, Metazoa, Chordata, Amphibia, Anura, Myobatrachidae. Gene Ontology annotation, cellular component: membrane. Gene Ontology annotation, molecular function: G protein-coupled receptor activity; olfactory receptor activity; odorant binding. The record is from RefSeq and is a predicted model, not a curated record. Bases 1 to 1014 code for a protein of 337 amino acids. Gene Ontology annotation, biological process: G protein-coupled receptor signaling pathway. The transcript has a single exon.
AUGACAUUAAGUGGAGGCAGAGGCAACCAAACUGCAAAGCCAGAAUUUACAUUUGAGGGGUUUCCCUCUGGUCACAAUGUGCAGAUUGUCUUGUUCUUAACAUUUUUAUUAACUUAUAUCUUGACAGUCAUAGCAAAUUUUCUUAUAAUCAUGAUAGUAAAGGAGGCCCCCAACCUGCACAUGCCUAUGUAUAUGUUUAUUGCUGCUCUUUCUUUCCUCGAAAUCUGCUAUGUCACUGUUACAACACCCAACAUGCUAUCCAUUUUCAUAGUUGAACAUAAAAGAAUCUCAUUUGAAGGCUGCAUGGUUCAGUUAUAUAUUUUUUUCUCGCUUGGCUCUUCUGAAUGUUUCCUCCUAACUGUCAUGGCUGGUGAUCGCUACUUGGCAAUCUGUAAUCCACUGAGAUAUUCAUCUAUAAUGACAUUAAAAGCUUGUGCACAUCUGAUACUUCUAUGCUUUCUAUGUGGGUUCUCUGCCUCAGUAUUGACAAUUACUUUUAUUGCCACAUUACACUUUUGUGGACCUAACAGAAUAAAUCACUUUUUUUGUGAUUACCCUGCCCUACUUGCCCUGUCCUGUGUGGACAGUAGCACAACUGAAGUAGUAUUUUUCACUCUCUCUUGGAGUAUUGUCUUGACAUGUUUUUUACUGACUAUGACUUCCUAUAUUUGUAUUGUUGUCACCAUCGUAAACUCUGUGAGAGGGCAGAGAAAGACUUUCUCUACAUGUGUGUCUCACUUAACUGUGGUGUCUAUAUUUUAUGGAAGUGUGAUCUUUAUGUAUGUAAGACCCAAGGCAAAGUAUAAUCUGAAUAAUGACAAAGUGGUGUCAGUGGUUUAUUCUGUGGUCACUCCACUUUUAAACCCAUUGAUAUAUGCUCUGAGAAAUAAAAACUUCCAAAGAGCAAUUCAGCACUUUAGAAAGAAAAAUAUUUUACUUACUCUAUUUUCAGGAGGACGAAACGAUGGUAAAUUCGGGGAUGAUUUAAAAACUUGCCAAAAAUAUCAGCAAUGA